AUGCGGCUCCCGACAACAUGUCCCCGCGGCGGCGCGGGGCGCGUGCUGCUGCUGCGCGGCGGCGCGGCGUGCGGACGACGGCGGGCGGUGUCGUCGGCGGCGGCUGGUGCCGAGAGAUUGAGUAUUCGCUGGGGGCCGGGUGAGCCGCCGCUCUACACCGGCACCAUCGCGGACCACUUCGCCGCCACGGUCGCGCAGCACGGCGACCGCCCCGCCGUCAUCGCGCGGGCGCCGCGCGGCGAGGACCAAGGCGACGCGGAGACGACGCUGACGUACCACGGGCUCGACGUCGCCUCCAACCGCCUGGCCGCGUCGCUCGCAUCGCUCGGCGUCGCCGCCGGCGAGCGCGUGGCCGUCUCCCUCGGCAACGCGCCCGAGUUCGCCACCCUCACCUACGCCCUCUACAAGCUCGGCGCCGUCCUCGUGCCCCUCAACCCGGCCCUGUCGCCCGCCCAGGUCGUCGCCGCCCUGCGCCACCUCGACGCCCGUGUCCUCGUCGUUGCCGCCGUCGCCGACCUGGCGUAUAAGCCGGCGCGCGGUCGGUGUAAUCGCCCUCUCGUCGCUGCUGUCACGGCGGCCGGCGAGGGGGGUGGCGAUGGGGGGGGGUUGGGCGGGGAGAGGGUGCGCAGCGAGGCGGUCCCGUCGCUUCGUCAUGUCGUCGUCGUUGAUAACCGUGCCCUUCAUCGCGGCCACGACCCCGGCGCGUCGUCCAGCGACGACCGCUGGCGCAUCCACGACAGCCGCGGCGCCCUCGUCUCCUACGACGCGCUCCUCGGCCAGGGCUCCGCCGGGGCCGUGGUCCCCUCGCGGCCGCUGUCGCCGUCGGACACCAUCAACAUCCAGUUCACGUCCGGGACCACGUCGACGCCCAAGGCGGCCAUGCUGACGCACACGUCCAUCCUCAACAACGGCGCCCUCAUCGCCGGGCGCAUGGGCCUCGACGCCGCGGACCGCAUCGUCGUGCCGCCGCCGCUCUUCCACUGCUUCGGCUCCGUCCUCGGCUACAUGGCCACGGCCUCGGCCGGCGCCGCCAUCCUGUUCCCCAGCCCGGCCUUUGACCCCGUCGCCACGCUGCGCAUGUGCGUCGACCACGCCGCCACGGGCCUCUACGGCGUCACCACCAUGCUCGUCGCCGUCCUCGACGCCCUCGACCGCCCGGGCGUCCUCGACCACCGCCGCCGCAGCCGCACCCCCCUCGCCGCUCACCUCCGCAAGGGCAUCGUCGCCGGCAGCAGCGUGCCCGAGUCGCUCAUGCGCGACAUCUACCGCCGCCUCGGCCUCGCCGACGCCGUCAUCUGCUACGGCAUGACCGAGACCAGCCCCGUCAGCUGCAUGACGACGCCCUCCGACCCGCCGGCCAAGCGCACCUCGUCCGUCGGCCGCCCCAUGCCCCACACCGCCGUCAAGAUCGUCUCCCCCACCGACCGCUCCGUCAUCCAGCCCCUCAACACCCGCGGCGAGCUCGCCGCCGCCGGCUACCUCGUCAUGGAGGGCUACUACGGCGACCCGGCCCGCACCGCCGCCGUCCGCGUGCGCGAGCCCGACCCGGACGGCGGGUCCACCGUCUGGAUGUACUCGGGCGACGAGGCCGUCAUGGACGACGACGGCUACGUCUCCAUCACCGGCCGCAUCAAGGACCUCAUCAUCCGCGGCGGCGAGAACAUCCACCCGCUCGACAUUGAAAACUGCCUCUUCCAGCUGCCCGGCGUCCAGGAAGCCAGCGUCCUCGGCCUCCCGGACGACCGCCUCGGCGAGUCCGUCGCCGUCUUCAUCAUCCCUGCCCGCGGCUGGGCGACGUCCGACCAAGGCGGCGCCCACGACAUCGGCAAAGACGCCGACACUCGCCCGUCGGAUGACGGCAGCCCCAGCCAAGGGACGCUGACCAAGGACCGCGUCCGCGACUGGGUGCGCUCCCACCUGUCGAGCCACCUGGUGCCCAAGCACGUCUUCUGGGCAAGCGAGUUCCCAAAGACGGCGAGCGGCAAGAUUCAAAAGUUUAAACUGCGCGACACGGCCACCGAGGCGUUGAAGGCCGAGGGCUGA
Messenger RNA from Hirsutella rhossiliensis, 2043 nucleotides. Its product is annotated as AMP-binding enzyme domain-containing protein. The transcript has 2 exons. The record is from RefSeq and is a predicted model, not a curated record. Gene Ontology annotation, biological process: fatty acid metabolic process. NCBI's taxonomy places the organism in Eukaryota, Fungi, Ascomycota, Sordariomycetes, Hypocreales, Ophiocordycipitaceae. Bases 1 to 2043 code for a protein of 680 amino acids. Gene Ontology annotation, molecular function: medium-chain fatty acid-CoA ligase activity.